AUGCCACUCUAUGCCAAGUUCUUAAAGGAGCUUAUAACCAAAAGGAGGAACUGGGAGGCAAAAGAAACCAUAGUGUUGACUGAGGAAUGCAGCGCCAUCAUACAGAAGAAGUUGCCUCAAAAGAUGAAAGACCCAGGGAGUUUUCAAAUACCCGGCAUCAUAGGGGAUAUCACUAUUGAGAAAGCUUUAUGUGAUUUGGGAGCUAGCAUGAAUCUUAUGUCCCUAACCAUGAUGAGAAGGAUGAAGAUUGAGGAAGCCAAGCCAACAAGGAUGGCACUCCAAUUGGCUGACAGAACAUUUAAGUUUCCACAUGGGGUGGUGGAAGACUUGCUAGUGAAAGUAGAGGAAUUCAUCUUCCCUGCUGAUUUCGUUGUGCUGGACAUGGAAGAAGAGGCCAACACGUCAAUUAUCCUAGUAAGACCAUUUCUAGCUACUGCUGGAGCCAUCAUUGAUGUAUAG
Arachis duranensis is the source of this 459-nucleotide messenger RNA. RefSeq lists its product as uncharacterized. Bases 1 to 459 code for a protein of 152 amino acids. The transcript has a single exon. NCBI's taxonomy places the organism in Eukaryota, Viridiplantae, Streptophyta, Magnoliopsida, Fabales, Fabaceae. The record is from RefSeq and is a predicted model, not a curated record.